This is a messenger RNA of Mirounga angustirostris (Northern elephant seal), 11357 nucleotides long. RefSeq names its product ITPRIP like 2 (gene ITPRIPL2). Bases 1245 to 2843 code for a protein of 532 amino acids. The record is from RefSeq and is a predicted model, not a curated record. The transcript has a single exon. NCBI's taxonomy places the organism in Eukaryota, Metazoa, Chordata, Mammalia, Carnivora, Phocidae.
AACUGAAAAAUGGGGAAAAUAACAAGUGUACAUUUCAUAGGAUUGACAUGCGGAGGGAGUAUGUGGAAGGUGAUUAGCACAAUACUGGCACACAGUCAGUCCUCUGUAAGAGCUGAAAUUGAUAUUCCCAAGGCUGGCUCCUCCUCGUUCAGAUCGCAGACCAAACGUCAGCCCGCAGUGAGCCUCCAGCUUCCAUGGAGCAGCCCCACCUUCUCACUCCCUCGCGCCGUUUUGUUUCUUUCAGAGCAUUUUCUGCUACGGGAUCCUUUCUCUUUUGGUUUCCUUUUUUAGAAAGGCUGUAAGCUUUCCGAGGGGCACAAACCUCGGCUCAUCCUGCCCACUGCUGUUUCCCCAGCUCCUAGCCUACUGCCUGGCGCGUAGUAGGUGCUCAGUAAAUACUGGUUUGAAUAAGGGACGGCAGCACGGUGGGGCAGCGGCCACUUCCGUGCCAGAGCCUGCCACGCCACCAGCGCCACGACUCGCUUGGCUGGGGGCGGGGAGGGACACCCUGGGUGUGAGCCCUUUUCUCCUUCUCAACUUCCCCGUGUAACUUUAUGUGAGCACCACUCCAGUGGCUCCCGGGACGAGGCCACCGCCCCGGGAUCAGGCCCUUCCCGGUUCUGCCUUCGGGGAGGGGGGCGGGGGGUGACCCGCGAGAAGCCAGUUCCAGGCGCGUCCUGAAGUCCCUCCCGCCGCCCCGCGUCGCUUUAAGGCGGAGGCCGGGGAGGGGGCCACGCCACCCGGCGGCUCCGCGCACGGCUCCAGACUUCGGCAUUUCCUCCCCGCUCGCUGGCGCGGACUCCUGUCCCCUCGGAAGAGGAAGCUCCUGGGGCCGAGUAACGGGAACAAGCGCGGAGGAGAGCGGGAACGAGCGCCGAGGGGGUGCCCGGCAGUGCCGCGCAGGGUAGGAGGCGAGCCGGGCCGGGUCGGAAGCUGGCCGCGGGCAGCGCGCCGGGCCGCCGGGCGGGGAGGGGCGCCGGGCGGGACGCAGUGUGCGGCCGGCGCAGGGCGCGGCCCGGGGCCCGGGAGUGCAGGGCGGGCCGCAGCUGGAAGGAAAACUUGAGCUGGGAGAGGAGGCCGAGCUGGAGGGCGCCUUCCCCCGGCCCUGCGAGGGGGGAGCCGCCGCGGAGGCGAAGGAGACCGGGACCGCGGGGCUGCCGGGGCGCUGCCCGCAUGCUGGGCCGGGGGCGCCGCCGGGGCUCGCGCCCUGGGCUGCAAGGCCGCCGCUGCCCCGGGCGCCCGGUAUGUCGGUGCACUACACCCUCAAUCUGCGCGUCUUCUGGCCCCUGGUGACCGGCCUCUGCACGGCCCUCGUGUGCCUCUACCAUGUCCUGCGGGGAAGCGGGGGCGCCCGGGCCGAGCCCCCCGACGGUGCGGACGGCGGCUUCCCGCUGCUCAAGGUGGCCGUCCUGCUCCUCCUUGGCUACAUCCUCCUGCGCUGUCGCCACGCUGUUCGGCAGCGCUUCCUGCCGGGGUCUCCUCGCCUGGGGAGCCACCCGACCUUCUCUCCUAGACACUUCCGAGAGCCGAGUCUUGGCAUCUUGCUGGAGAGUUACUACGAGCACGAGGUGCGCCUGUCCCCGCACGUGCUGGGCCACAGCAAGGCGCACGUGAGCCGAAUCGUAGGCGAGCUGGUGCGAGCUGGCCGCGCCCGCGGGUCCCCCGGCCCCAUCCCUGGCGGGGCGCUGGCGUUGGCCUUCCGUGGAGACUUCAUCCAGGUGGGCAGCGCCUACGAGCAACACAAAAUCCGGCGGCCCGACGGCUUCGACGUGCUGGUGCCGCUGCGUCUCCCGCCGCUGGUGGCGCUGGAGCCGCGGAGCCUGGGCGCCGAGCCCGCGCUGGCCCCCGCCUUCCGCGGCUGCUUCGUGUGCGCCCUCAAGGCGCCGCCCGGGGCCUCCGGGAGCCACUGGCUGCGGGACUGCAAACCCUUCGCCGACGGCUUCUGCGUGGACGUGCUCGGGCGGCGUCACCUCUCUGCCGCGCUGGUGCUGCGCUGGUUCCAGGCGCACCUGCAGCGCUCCCUGGCCACCGUGCGCUACAGUCUGGAGGGGCGUUGUCGGGUCAGCCUGACCCCGGGCGGCCUGGAGCAGGCUCCCACCCUGCACAUCCUGCCCUGCCGCACCGACUACGGCUGCUGCCGCCUUUCCAUGGCAGUGCGUCUCAUCCCCGCUGUGCAUUUGGGCGACGGCGUUUUCCUCGUGGCACCGCCACCAUCCCCCUCGCCCGUCGGGCCUCUGUCGGAGCUCCCUGGAGGCCUGCGCACGGAUGCACUGUGGGGUGUGAACACAGCUCGGCAGGAGCAGAAGCUGCUGAGCUGGCUGCAGGAACGGGCCCCUCCAGGUGCCUGCUACCUCAAGUGCCUGCAGUUGCUUAAAGCUCUGCGAGACCUGGGCGCCCGCGGGUUGGACCCGACGGCCGCCACCCAGUGGGGACGCAUCCUGUCCUCAUACAUGCUCAAGACAGUGCUGCUGGCGGUGCUGCUGCGGGAGGGGGCUCCUGCUUCAGGCUGGGACGAGGCGCACCUGGGCGAGCGGUUGGAGGAGUUAGUGCAGUUCCUUAGGGACUGCCUGCUGAGACGCCAUACGCUCUUCCACUGCGUUCUGGGCCCUGGUGGGGCAGCUGCCGAGGUGGGCCCGCUGCCCAAGGUACUGCGUGAAGCUGCCCCUGUUGAUCUCCUGGCUGCUUUCGACAGGCACGCCCGGGAACUUGCAGCGGCGCGGUUGCUGUCCACCUGGCGAAGGCUGCCCCAACUUCUCCGGGGCUACGGGGGUCCUCGCUACCUUGCCAGGUGCCCCCCACCCCGGAGUCAGCGCACGCAGGGGUUCCCUGAAGAUCAGCCAUAAACCUUGACAGUGCCCCCACCCGGCCUAAUGCUCCUAAAGCCUCUCCCACCAGAUGGGGUGGGGACGGCAACGAAGCCAGUUUAAUGCAAGGAAAUGAGGUGCCAAAGGUGAUGGAAAAUUUGGCGGGUGACGUAUGGUGGCUUAUAUGUCCCCCCUGACUCCACAAUCCAGCGUAUCCUUAGCAAGCUACAGAAAGACCUCCAACACCAGCAGCUAAGAGUUGGUUCAAAUGUUGGUUUGUGUGGAAUGAUUCUGCAAAGGAUCCAGCUUUUAGGGAAGCCCAAUAAAGGAAACAAGAACUAGCUGCAGAGAAAGUUCCCUCUGUCAGUUUUUGAGACAGAUCUCUGGCCCCCAAAUUUUAAGAAGCUAUUUUUUCCCCCUAUAACUAUUUGCUCCGUCCUGGGUUCCUGGUUGUCUUUUUAAAAAUCGGAAUCUUUAUCUACAACUGGAAUUGAAGUUCUAUUCUAGGGGCUAAUGUUCUGAGGAAUACAGUUUUCACUAUUCAAAUUAAUAUUAAUGUGUUUUUUAAGUGGUGCAAUCACGGGUGUUUGACAGGACUGCAAAGAAUUAAGUCACAUGUGUUGAGGGGCAGUCAAGAGUUGGUUAGAGAAACUUCCAGAGCAAAUAGCACUUUAUUUUGAUCAGUCCUUUCAUUUUGUGGUAAUUGCCACUGCCAAGUGUUGCAUCCAAAAGGGAGGCCAGUUACCUUUAUUAUAAAGAAAUGUGCAGUCUUAAAAAGCAGGCUUGCUUAACAUCCUGCGGGCACACCCUACGGUAUGUACCAGUCAGCAGGCAUUCGUGGAGAGCGCACUGUGAGCCAGGGGUGCCAAGUAGCAAAAAAUAGGUGUUUAGGACCAUACAGGUGAGCAGGGAAAACAGGUUGGGUUUUGAGAAAGAUACAUUUCGGUCUUUGCCUAUCCAGGUGACUCACCAGAGCUUGCUGCUGGCCGGAGGCAGAAGCAUUUGUUGUUGUUUGAAGCCUUUUGAACAAACUCCUCUGCAUGGAAAUGUCUUUCUGAGUUUCAUGAGAUAAUGAGCAAAUGCCUGCCGUAGUGCCUAGUAGUUAGCUCCCGGAGUUAGCUCCCGGAGUCAGUGCUCAGUGAUGGUUAGUGGUCACCACGUUUCCCUCCCAUCCCCCUGGCGGCCUUUAAGUGGUCCUAAGGCCGACUUGGAGGAGCGGCUGAUUCGGCCCAGGUCUUGUAAAGCAUUUCCCAUAGACUUCAGUAUCUUUGGCUCUGUGCUCCCUGACCACGGAUCAGCAGUCAGCUGAGGAGAGUGAGGUGCGGGUGACAGCUCUUGGCCAACAGUCUGCUGUUUUUUCUCUUUGGACAUCAAUAUCCCCAACUCACUUUAGGUUUAGGUUCAGAAUAGUCCAUCAUCUGCUUGCCUAAUAGAAAAUGCAGCCAGUCCCACCCAGUGUUAGACUUUGGGACUUUUUAAUAUUUUUGACAAAGACAUGUAUUUCCUUAGACUCUUAAAGGUAAAACUUGGAAGACAGAAAUAGCCACCUGAAUAGGGCCAUUGUUUAGCUUCGGGGUUAUUCUGAGGGAAUUCUUUGAAGUUUCUUUAGGGGACCAACUUGGCCACUGCAGGAAAUCAUUGUGAAUAAAUGAUUUGCAGGGGAUCCUCGUGGGAGCUGCAGAGACUUCUUAGAUCCUUUGCAACCUUGGACUGUAAGAGAAACAGUUGCAAAUGUCAUGCCCUCUCUUUGAGGUUGUGGGGACAGUUCCUCUUGAUAUCACAAAGGUCAUUACCAGUUUUUAAGGUCAGUGUUAGGUCAUAAGGUACUGAGUUUAGUAAAGGGAUCAGUCUACCAACUUCCUACAAAGAUAUAAACUGCAGAGUGUUUCUUAAAAUUACUUAUUAAAACAGAUGCAAAGAGUAAGUAGAUCUUUAUAUAUAGAUAUAUAUAUUUAUAAUGUUUCCAUAUCAGCCCCAAUUCCCCCUGUAGUCUUGUUAAGUCUACUGAAAUGGGGAACAGCAAGGCUAUUGGAAGGAUUAUAAAGCUUUAAAAGCUGAACUUUCCAAAUGUCUCUAGUUGAGUUGAUAGCUUCCUUUUUUUUUAUCUUGCUAGUCUUUUGAAGUUUAAAUCUGGUAACAUUUUUGUUCUUGUAGUGUUUUUGUUAUUUUUCAGGUUAAUUACCCAAAGCCUCAUCCAUCCUCAAGAUUUUUAAAUUUUAUUAUUAUUUUUUAAUUAAUGGGGCAUUGUGUUUGUGAAUUGUUAAAAUAUUGUUUUAUUUAAGCGCCAUGCUGAGCAAUUGUUCUCUACAUGGCAACCAAAACCUAGAUUUCGAUCAAUUUUGAUCAAUGUGUAGUGAUCCCAAACAUGUACUGUGUACAAAUGAAAUAAUAUGGCAUAUUAGCCAGGUGUGAUGGUUGCCCGAGGCACUUAAAUUAAGCUCAAUUCUGUCUUUUAUCCCAGGGCUCCAUCACCUCCUUGAUCUGAAAUGUACACAUUUUUGGUGUAUACUUGGUACUAGAGAUUAAUGUAUGCAAAGAUUCUUAUACAAGCCUCCAAAUUGCUCGUGGUAAAAAAAAAAAAAAAAAAAAAAAAAAAAAAAAAGAUUAACUGUCCAGCCAGUGCCGGAAGAAAAGUUCUGGGGACGAUGACUCAGCCAUUUUGCCUGAAGACACCCUUCAGUAACUCCCACUGACCAGUCUUGGGAGCCAUCCUGGAAGGCUCGUUGUGGGCUGAGAAAAGGAGACUUUUUUUGCAAGAGGAAAUGGAAGAAGCUGUAAGAAGGGAGACUGAGAGCAAGGGAACCAAGAGAAAUCUGAAGAAUUCAGGAGAGAGGCCUUAAGAGGGAAGUGAAGGAAGAGAUGGCGAGAAGGGGAACCCCAGGGGAGGGGGGGAAUCACAUGAGGGUGCAAGAGGUUUGGGUAGGAAAAACAUUUUUAGGUAUGUGCUAUUUCAAGCCAGGGGUCGCAAACUCAGCAGCCUGCGGAAGCAAGGCAGGGAGAUCAGUCCGGGAAGGGGUGGGUGGGUGGUGGGGGGCUAUGCCCCUCUUAAACAGGGCAGCCAUUGGUCAGCUCUGUGCUGGGAAAAAGGGAGGGAGGGGCCGGAAAUCAGGAUUCUUUUUUUUUUUAAAGUGAAACUUUCUCAUUUUUAAACAAAAUCGUUUUAAAUUGUCCCACACACCAAGUGGGCCAAACAGAGCAUUUGCUUGAGCCUGGGGCCACCAGUUUGCGACCCCUGCUGAACAUGGUUAAUCCUCCAAGUAUAUAUAAGGUUAUAUUUAUUGUUCUGGAGAUGUCGUUAUACAUAGUUGGGGGUGUGAUAUUUCAAGUCCUUAUUUCUCAGAACUAAGCUUUAUUAUAGAAACAAACCAAAAAAAAAAAAAAAAAAACAGGGCCACAGAUAACACUUAACUCAUAGUUCCCAGAAGGACCCUCGAUCCCGGAGCUGUUCUUGUCCAGCUACACAUCCUCCAAGCAAACCACUGGGGGCCAGUUCUUGGCAUUUCCUUCCUGGUGAGUCGGUGCUCUGUCUCCAAGUUCACAGAUGAGUAAUCAGGAAGGAUUGCAGAAUAACUUGUUUCUUUCUGAUGUGUAUUUUGUUCUGAUUUUUAAAUUAGUCAUUUUUUUUAAGUAGUCUCCCAGACUGUGACUUAGCAGUGAUGGUGGGUGGCCUUGGACCCCAGAAAACCAGUGCUGGGUCUUCAGGCCAAGCUUCUUAGGCUUGUUACCAUGCCCACCGCCAAGAACACUGUUGGCUUCCACCAAAACUGACAUCCUCGCAUUCGGAAGGGAUGAACCAAACACGCUUCCAAAGCAUCUCUUUUUUUAACCUCAUGGAGUAAGUCACUCUUUCUGUAAAAUGUGGCCUUUGACUUAACUUAAGAAGACUUAACUUAUCCCUACCCACCUGGAGGAAGGCUAUUACCACCUUCCCCAGUAGUGGGGGAAAUGAACCUCAUUAACAUUUCCAGUGACCCUUGAGAGGGAAAAAAGUUCAGUGUUAUCAUCUUGGUGUUUGUUAAUUUUUUUUUUUUUUAAAUCACACGUCUGUUACUUAGACACUACUGUUUAUUUUCUUUUAUACCUACAUAGCACAUGGUUUGAUGGGAAUUUAGCAAGUAUAAGUUGGGAGAGGCUGAAGAUAAUAUGCAAUCAUCUAUACAGAGAGAAUAGCCUAAAAAAAUGAUAUGUAAUCUGGUUUUUGAAGUAUCAGAUAUUCAGGAAUAUUUUUAGCACCGUUUGCUUUAAAAAAUAAUUGUGCCUUGAUUCAGUGACUUGACUUUAAAACAUUCCUUAUUUUAUUGUUAUUUUAAAUGUGUAUUCUGACCCCCAGCUGUGUACUCUGAUGCAGUCUGCUGGCUGCAGUCAUAGUAUAUGGUUUGUUCCGAUAACAGAGACCAAAGGGUUAAUCAAAUAUGAUCCCGCUGCUACCGGUGUGUGAUUAAAAGUUUUAGAUCACACCACAUUUCCAUGGCCCAAACAGUUGGGGCCAGCCAUUUGUUUUCUAUUUCAGGUUGGAGUAAAUUUGCACUUUUAAUCUUUUGGGUUUUUUGAGGGGGGCCUGUUCUUUUAUACUUUGCUUUGUUAAUAAAGGAACUUGUAGAAAACUCUGGACUGAAUGUCAGAUUCGGGGAGGGCUCUCCUCUUCCUGAAGGGCAGCUUGUGGAUGCCCUGGCUUAUGAUUCCUUAUACAAGCUCACUCGCUUUCAGCAUCUGGGUGUCUGGGAGUCUUUUCCCACUCAGCAACGCUAGAAUAAUUGUAUACAGUUGGCGCUGUACACAGGCGGACAAGGAUGUUAGUUCACAGUUCUAUAGGUUUGCAGCCUGGGGUCCUGCCUUCAAGGCUUUUUCCUUGCCUAGAACCUUCUGCCUGGCUCCCACACACCCCCCAUAACACAAUUCAGGUCUUGGCCUGUAGCUAAUUUGUUGCUCAAGAAUUUUGCUCAGAAAUCUCUUAGGCCCUCGGGCCCUCUCCAAAUGGUAAACAUUUGCUAAUAGUGAAAAACCACGGGGCUUACUGAAAGAUGGAAUCUUGGAGAUGAUGCAGGACUCCUCAAAGUCUGGGAGCCAGGUGAAAGUUGAGAGAACCUGCAGCCACAGGCUGAUGAAACAGUGUUGUGUAGGAUCCUUGGCUCAGGGAGAGGUGGUGGGUCUGUUUUGUUCGGUUUUCCACAAGUAGCUGUUGAGUGGUUACUGUCCCCAGUGUUGAGGACCCAUGCGGUGACCCAGACGGAUGUGGUCUCUGUCAGGAGCUCGCAAACCCAUUGUGAGAGGUCGGCAGUUCCGUGGUUUCCAUGCAGUGUGGUGGGUGGUGGUGAGGAAGGGCUAAGGAGACAAGAGGGGCACCUUAUGCGGUUCGGGAAUUUCAGGGAAGGCUGCUCGGAAGAAGUGACAUCUACAUUGAGAUCUGGCGGUUGGUAGGAAUUCGCUAAGUGGAGGGAGCUGGGCAGGAGAGCAAUGUAUCAAGGACAGAGGUGAAUGGAGCAUUUCAGUUUGGCUGGAAAGGGGGGGUGGGCGGGAGGGAGGAGGCUCCAGCGGCAAAGGACGAGGUGGGAGAGGGAGGAUACAGGGGUCCUGAAGCCAGAGCUUCUCAAACCGGAAUGAGCAAACCACCUGGGAGUCUGGUUAGAGUGCACAUUCUGAUCCAGCUGGUCUGAGCUGGGGACCUGAGAUUCUGCUUUCCUAACAAGCUCCAUCGCGUGAUGGUGAUGCCGGUGGCCCCAGGGGCCACACGUCGAUCACAGGGCUGGAUACCAUGAUAAAAGUUUGGACUGAUCCCCAGAGAUAACUGGUGAACCACUUUAGGCAAGGAAUGGCAGGUGGCCUUUGAGUUUGGCUCACUCUGGCUGCAAGGUGGAGGAGGAUGGAUUAAGCAAGGGUUGGCAAUGCCUUUGUUUUUGUAAAUAAAGUUUUUACAGCUGUGCCAUUCCUUUAUAUACCAUCCCUGGCUCAAGUCAGCCUACACUGGCAGAGCUGAAUAAUUGCAACACAAUCCUGCAAAUAUUUACUCUCUGGCCCUUUAUAGGAAAAAAAAUCGGCUGGAAGUAAUCACUGGGAAGUCUUCAGGUGCUGCAGCAGUCCAGGCCUGGACAGGGGCCUGAGCGGAGGACAGAGAAACAAGUUGUCCUAAAGACAGAACAGAGCCCUGGCUAGGGCCAAUGCUUUGACACCAAAAGAUUUGUCUUCAAGUCUUGUGUCCCGCAUCUCUCAUCCGCGAGUCUCUCUACAAAUUACCUAAUCCUCGGGGCACCUGGGUGGCUCAGUCGUUAAGCGUCCUGCCUUCGGCUCACGUCAUGGUCCCGGGGUUCUGGGAUCGAGCUCCGCAUCGGGCUCCCUGCUCAGCGGGAAGCCUGCUCCUCCCUCUCCCACUCCCCCUGCUUGUGUUCCGUCUCUCGCUGUGUUUCUCUGUGUCAAAUAAAUUAAAAAAAAAAAAAAAAUUACCUAAUCCUCUCGGAACCUUGAUUCCCUCAUCUAUAAGAUGGGAUUCAUAGUAGAACCUCCCUUGUAGGAGUGAGAGAGGAUUUAGUGGGAUCGUGUUUCAUGUAGUAAGCACCAGAAACGGGCGGGCAGUGUAGAAGUAAUUAUUGGAAUGGAAGUUCGAUUUAGUCUGUGUCUCCAACCUCUUCCUCUGUUCCCUGUGCUGCUCAUUCUGUCUCCACUACAGGAUGGUUUCCCUUUUGUCCACACAACCAUCUCUCUAGCUACUCCGAUUUUGUUCUCUCUUUCCUUGAUGUCCCCGGUGAUCCGUUCAAGGAAAAGCUCUCACUCCAGGUACAAUGGUGAACUGAUGACAAAAAUGACCCCCAUGCUCCUUCUCUUCCUGCACUGAUGCCUUUGGGGUCUCGCCUACCCCUGAAACUGAAAUGACUGUGACUUUCUUUAGUCAGUAGAAUGUGGCAGAAGGGAUGUUGCCCGAGUUCCUGGCCUGGGGCUCAAGAGGCCCUGUCUGCCUCUGAUUGUUCUCUUGCAAGCUUUCUGCCACCGUGCGACUGACUAGCCUGCUGGAGGAUGGGGGACCGCGUGGCCCCAUCAAUCCUGUCACCAGAGCGGACAGCCAGCCACCUGCAAGACACGCGAACGAAGCCAUCCCACACCGACCUGACAACAAAUGGACUGAAACACUUGCCCGAGCCCAGCCCAGACCAGUCACACUUGGCCCAGAUUAGCAGAAGCACUCAGCUGGUCCAUAGCCUCCGAGACAUAACAGACAUUGUUUUAAGCCACUGAGGUAGUGAUAGUUGGUGGCUCAGCCAUAGCUAACUGAUUUGGAGGCUUAAAAAACCCAUGUGGCAUCCAUGGGCUGCCGCGGGAGUACACACAGGCUGUCCUUGACUUCUGUACAUUUGACUUUCAAGCGGCUGGACUUGGAUACGAGUGCUUGACCGAUGCCCCAAGCCACCUUGCCUGCAGGAAUCCAGACUUCCCUCACCAGCGGCCGCAGCGGGUGUCGGCCUGCCAUUCGGCGGCUGAGUUGGGCCAACGCCACCAUCUUCGCGCCAUGCGUGUACUCCAUUGUUUGACCGUGUUCCAGCACUUGCCCUUAUCUUCUAAAAACAAGAAGCAAACAGAGGCUGGGAAAACAAAAGUGCUGAUUCGGGUGACAAGCCCCAGGUCUCAAAGGUAAUGCAACGAAGACAGUGAUCCGCUGUGCCCGGAGUGCCCAAGCUUCAGCGGCGCUCGGCUGCCGGCUGCUUGCAGCUGAGCUGCUGGGCGGUGUGUUCACUUGGAAAAAGGAAAAGAACAGCCGCCACGACAGGCAUGUAGGAAACUCUACCCGUUGGGAGUACAUCUGGCCGCGAUUUAGAAAAACCUAAACUCUAGUGGCUUAAACAAAUGGCGGCUUAUUCUUCUGCAUCCGCCCGAGCCUGGAGGUGGGCAGCCAGCAGCUCGGGGAUGAAUCGGGGACCCAGGCAUCUCUCCGCUCUGCCAUUCUGGGUAUUUUCACUUUUAUCCUCUCCUCCUUGUCAUCUCGAGAUCCCACAGUUGCUGCUACAGCUCCUGACUGUGUGUAAGGCCAGGAGAAGAGAGAGCGGGUGACGGAAGGCAGCCCGUGUCUCCCUCCAUCUCGUUGGCCACGCCGGUGUCACGUGACCGCUCCUGGCUGCAAGGGAUGCUGGGAAAGAAGGCCUGGCACGUGGCAGGGAGCAGCCCCGAGCCGAACAGGAAGGAAGGGUGGGUAUUAGUGGGAAAAUAAGAUUUUGCUGCAGAAAGGCUAACAAGGGAUAGCAGGAGAUGGUGUCAAAGAAGAAGUAAUUAUGAAAUAGUUGCCUUCGUCCUUGCAUAUAGUAAAUGCUCAAUAAAUAUUAGAACCGAAGUCCCAGCUCUACCGUUCAGUGGCUGUAAUCUUUUGGGCAAGUCAGUUAACUUGUCUGGACGGUAAUUUCCUCAUUUGCAAAAUGGCGGGGGUGGGGAUAAUCCUGCCUUUUAUAGGUUUGUUUGGAGCAUCAAAGACUAACGCCUGUGAAAUUGAGAAAUGCUAUCCAAAUUUUAGCUGUUGUCUCUGGAGUAGUGCUCCAGCAUCUUCGGAACAGUAGGAAGGUGGAUCCAUCUCUUUUU